This is a messenger RNA of Drosophila santomea, 449 nucleotides long. RefSeq lists its product as uncharacterized. The transcript has 3 exons. NCBI's taxonomy places the organism in Eukaryota, Metazoa, Arthropoda, Insecta, Diptera, Drosophilidae. The record is from RefSeq and is a predicted model, not a curated record. The coding region runs from base 80 to 409 and encodes 109 amino acids.
GCCAACGGCACAGGCAAGAACGUCGAGUUCUGAUCACAAAUAAAUUUCAAUUAAAUCCAGUUGAAGUGCUAAAAGUGCAAUGAAAUUGUUUUGCCAAAUAUUUUUAACAAUUGCGUUAAUCGCUGUGGUUUCGUCGGCGGCUUUGGAGAAAGGUGAGCGUGAGGAGGAACUUCAUUUCGGGUUUCACACCGAAAAUGGUCAUCAGCGAAAUGAGGCCAUCACGUACACAGUUAAACCUGAAACGGAUCAGGAUCCCAAGGAGGUGACUACCCAAAAGCCUGUGGAAUUUAAAGGCGGAUACAGCUUCAUCUCAGCCGAUGGUUACGAGUACCAGGUCCUCUAUAAGGCCAAUAAAAAUGGUUUUCAGCCUUAUGUGACAGCCCACAAAAUUAAACCGGAUAAGAGUUAAGCCCAUUUCUUUAUUGGCAUUGUGAUAUAAAAUUAAAAUU